GACUAAGUUAUCGAACCAGACCAUCUAGACACAACUAACUGACGAUGUUGGAGAAAUUCAGCCUCAUUAGGGUCCGCCUCCGGUCUGGAUCUCCCCUGAGCGGCGACCAUUAGACGAACCAGAACCUAACUAAACUAAUUACAAAUGCUGUCAUUGGCUGAUGCUUCUCCCUCAAGAAAAAUAUUGACCAAUUGGACCUGACAUGAUUACUUUUCCUUUGACUAAGUUUGGCUAGUGAUGUCAGUGGCAGUUUCUCAUAGGUACUGAUAGAAACAACGUUGAGUUCUCAAGCUACAGGUACGAAAGCUACAUCGUAUGUAUAAAUAUUUAAUAACCCGCCAUCAUCUUCCAUAUCACUGUUCAGAUACGAGAUGCAGACACAGAUUUCUUGACGAAUCUUAACGAAAAACCAGCCCACUUGACUUUUCACGUACUCACGAUCAGACUUUAUACAACAUCCAUCACAUCUACACCACAUCACAUCUACGCAUCACAUCCCAUCACGAUGGCAACUGAAGUCGAGAAAGCAACUAAAGUCGCGAAGGCAACACCUACUUGCUGCGGCAGGAACACCGGGGACGAGUGUGUCUGUGCUAAACAGGCCACCUGCUCCUGCGGCCAGGAAUCCGCCCUUGAAUGCACGUGCGAGAAAGCGGCAGUCGAGAAUGACGUUAGCGGCCCUCGAUGCUCAUGUCGAGCUCGUCCUGCUGGCCACUGUACCUGUGAGAAUGCGCCCAAGGAGAACCAAAUCGUUACUGGUAGCACCUGCGCAUGUGGUGUUCGCCCUGCCAUCUCCUGUACCUGCGAACGCGGUACUUCGGACGCGAACCCUAACGAGACAGACUUUACCACGAAGAAAUGAGGCAUCAAGCAUAUGGAUUUGAAUAAAAAAAUAGUCUAUCAUAGAGAUUUUCAUGGGGCGAAUCGGUGUUAGGACAGCACUAGUGACUGCGACUCAUGAUGGUUUUGGUAGUAAAUAUUGCUAUACGGAGAACUUCGGUGGGAUUCUAUAUGAUACGGUCGCCGGAGCACGGAGUCGGGUUUUCUAGCAUUAAAAAUAUAAUUUUUUUUUUCUCCGAUGAUUCUAUCCAAGGCUCGUAGGAUGUACCUUGGAAUUUCCAAAGACAACUAUUGUAUUCAUAACCUAGAUGACACAUGAUCAGCAACAGAAGCAUUCGAUUUACGGGUAGGAAUAGGAAAACUCGGUUGUAGAAGCUGGAAGUGGUGAUUGCAUGUAGUUUGUACGGUCAACCGUGGAAAAGAGAAUAAUGUAUUUGUAU
Daldinia caldariorum is the source of this 1280-nucleotide messenger RNA. RefSeq lists its product as uncharacterized. Lineage: Eukaryota; Fungi; Ascomycota; Sordariomycetes; Xylariales; Hypoxylaceae. Bases 506 to 862 code for a protein of 118 amino acids. The transcript has 2 exons. The record is from RefSeq and is a predicted model, not a curated record.